Molecule: messenger RNA, 555 nt
Organism: Striga asiatica
Lineage: Eukaryota; Viridiplantae; Streptophyta; Magnoliopsida; Lamiales; Orobanchaceae
Source: the annotation of a GenBank genome assembly
AUUAACCGUCAGGUCAACAAUUUUGGCGGCACAGCUCAAAGUCUCGGCCGUUCCCGGUGGCCUCAGAAGAUCACAAGAACAUCAAAAUUGUCCCCAUCAAACAAGUAUAAACCAGGUCCAAGCUCCAAUUUUUCCCCUCUUUUCUCCAUGUCAUCUUCACCACAGUAUGUCAAAAGAGACCUGAUCUUUGAGGGAGACAGCGGCUCUGAGAAAAGCAUCAGCCGGCCGCGAAAGGUCGGAGGUCGCCAGAUUACAGCCAGAUCAGAGAAUUUUGAGCCGCUCAUCUCCAUCUUCAUGGCCGUUGUUCAUGUUGGUACUGCCCUUCCUGCCGAACACCCGAUUCUCCCGCCGGAGCUUCCUGUCGAUUUCCAACUCGUCUACGGCGGCCUACAAAAUCCCCAUUUAGAUUCAACAGGGAGAGCGGCGAUUAGAGGGUUUCUCCGAUUUUUUUCCGGCGAUCGAUCCAGGAGGUUCAACAUGGGUAAGUUAGGGCAUGAGAAAAUAAUGAGAAUCGUCCUGUCGAGAACAAAAAAGAAGAAGAGAAAUUUGAGUAAA